GGCGCGGCGGGACCGGAGCCUCGGACGGCGCGGCGGCACCGAGGAGCGGACGGCGGGCGCCUAGUGAGCAAUGGCCUGAGCCCCCAUGGCUGCCCCUCAGGACCUGGACAUCGCUGUGUGGCUGGCCGCGGUGCACCUGGAGCAGUAUGCAGACGCGUUCCGGCGGCAAGGCCUGGCUACAGCGGGUGCAGCCCGGGGCCUGGGCCACGAGGAGCUGAGGCAGUUGGGCAUCAGCGCCACAGGGCACCGGAAGCGCAUUCUGCGCCUGCUGCAGGCAGGCGCUGCAGAGGGCUCCCCAGAUCCCCGGCCGGACAGUGCCAUGGAGCCAUCACCCAGCCCAGCCGCCCAAGCCCAGCCCGCCAAGCCUGUGCCUAAGCCCAGGACGGUAUUCGGUGGGCUCAGUGGCUCCACCCCCACCCAGAGGCCUGGCUUGACUUCGGCCCUCUGGAGGCCAGAAGCAGCCGGGAGCGCAGAGUCCAGCCCGAAGUCCCCCUCUGUCCCCGCGUUCUCCGCUGAGCAGUCUUCAGCCUUGAACACCGUGGAGAUGAUGCCCAAUGCCAUCUACUUUGGCCUGGACCUGAGAGGCGGGGCACAGGCGGCUCAGGACACGGCUCCAGACAGCGCCCAGGCAGCUGCCCCCACCCCUGCCCUCAGGCCCGCAACAGGCACAGUGCACAUCAUGGACCCUGGCUGCCUGUACUAUGGUGUCCAGCCUGUGGGGGUCCCAGGGGCCCCCGACAGAAGAGAAGGCAGAGGUGUCUGUCAGGAAAGGGCUGAACACAGGCUCAGCAGGCAGGAUCUGGAGGCACGGGAGGACGCGGGCUAUGCCAGCCUUGAGCUGCCCGGGGCUGCUCCCCUCUCGCUGCCCGCCCUGGACACGGACCCCAGUGAUGACCUCAUUUCACCCUAUGCCAGCUUCUCCUCCACGGCAGACCGCCCCAUGCCCCUGCUCAGCGGCUGGCUAGACAAGCUCUCCCCUCAAGGAAACUACGUCUUCCAGAGGCGCUUCGUGCAGUUCAAUGGGAGGAGUCUGAUGUACUUUGGCAGCGAUAAGGACCCCUUCCCCAAGGGAGUGAUCCCUCUGACUGCCAUCGAGAUGACCCGCAGCAGCAAGGACAACAAGUUCCAGGUCAUCACCGGCCAGAGGGUGUUUGUGUUCCGCACAGAGAGUGAGGCUCAGCGGGACACAUGGUGCUCCACGCUGCAGUCCUGCCUGAAGGAGCAGCGCCUCCUGGGCCACCCCCGGUCCCCACAGCCGCCCCGACCGCUCCGCACGGGCAUGCUGGAGCUGCGGGGACACAAGGCCAAGGUGUUUGCUGCGCUGAGCCCCGGAGAACUGGCGCUGUACAAGAGCGAGCAGGCCUUCUCUCUGGGCAUCGGGAUCUGCUUCAUUGAACUGCAAGGCUGCAGCGUCCGGGAGACCAAGAGCCGCAGCUUCGACCUGCUCACGCCGCAUCGCUGCUUCAGCUUCACAGCCGAGUCUGGGGGUGCUCGGCAGAGCUGGGCGGCCGCUCUGCAGGAAGCAGUAACCGAGACCCUGUCUGACUACGAGGUGGCUGAGAAGAUCUGGUCCAAUCGCGCCAACCGGCACUGUGCCGACUGCGGGGCCUCGCGCCCCGACUGGGCCGCUGUCAACCUGGGCGUGGUCAUCUGCAAGCAGUGCGCGGGUCAGCACCGGGCCCUGGGUUCCGGGAUCUCCAAGGUGCAGAGCCUGAAGCUGGACACGAGCGUCUGGAGCAAUGAGAUAGUGCAGGUGAGGGGGCAGAAGGGGGAGAAGGUGGGGGAAGGGGAUCGGGAGCAGAGCCAGAAGAAGCCCUUGGCUCCAGCCUGGGGACGGGAUUGGAAUGUCAGGGGACUCUUGAGUUCCUGUCCCUUGCCUCUGCCCCUUGUCACCCUACAGUUGUUCAUUGUCCUGGGCAAUGAUCGUGCCAACCGCUUCUGGGCAGGGGCACUGCCCGCAGGUGAGGGGCUGCAUCCAGAUAGCACCCCCGGCUCCCGGGGAGAGUUCAUCUCCCGGAAGUACCGGCUUGGGCUCUUCCGGAAGCCCCACCCCCAGCACCCCGAUCACAGCCAGCUUCUGCAGGCGCUGUGUGCAGCCGUGGCAGGACCCAACCUGCUAAAGAACAUGACCCAGCUUCUCUGCGUCGAGGCUUUUGAGGGAGAGGAGUCCUGGUCCCCCUCAGCCCUCGACGGCAGCUUCCCUGGUGUCCUGUCCUCAGACCCCUCCCCUGGUGUGUACAAUGAGGUGGUCGUGCCUGCCACCUACAGCAGCUUCCUGUACUGCAGUCCCAUCAGCAAUAAAGCUGGCCCCCCACCCCCUCGCAGGGGACGGGACGCUCCCCCCCGACUGUGGUGCGUGCUGGGUGCAGCGCUGGAGAUGUUUGUCUCCGAAAGCAGCCCUGAACCCCUCAGCCUCAUCCAGCCCCAGGAUGUCGUAUGUCUGGGUGUGAGCCCUCCACCCACGGACCCAGGUGACCUCGACAGGUUCCCCUUUGCCUUUGAGCUCAUUCUCACGGGCGGGAGGAUCCAGCAUUUUGGUACCGAUGGAGCCGACAGUCUGGAGGCCUGGACCAGUGCCGUGGGCAAGUGGUUCUCGCCGCUGAGCUGUCACCAGCUGUUGGGCCCUGGGCUGCUGCGGCUGGGCCGUCUGUGGCUGCGGUCCCCUUCCCAUACCGCCCUGGCCCCUGGCCUCUGGCUGGCUGGCUUCGGACUUCUGCGUGGAGACCACCUCUUCCUGUGUCCAGCACCAGGCCCCGGCCCCCCAGCCCCCGAAGACAUGGUGCAUCUGCGGCGGCUCCAGGAGAUCAGUGUGGUCUCAGCAGCUGACACCCCAGAGAAGAAAGAGCAUCUGGUUCUGGUGGAGACUGGAAGGACCCUGUAUCUGCAGGCAGAGGGCCGACUAGACUUCUCCGCAUGGAGCGCAGCCAUUGGCGGGGCAGCCGGUGGCGGAGGCACGGGGCUGCAGGAGCAGCAGAUGAGCCGGGGCGACAUCCCCAUCAUCGUGGACGCCUGCAUCAGCUUUGUCACUCAGCACGGGCUCCGGCUGGAGGGCGUAUACCGGAAAGGGGGUGCCCGCGCCCGCAGCCUGCGGCUCCUGGCUGAGUUCCGGCGGGAUGCCCGGUCCGUGAAGCUCCGACCAGGGGAGCACUUCGUGGAGGAUGUCACCGACACGCUCAAACGCUUCUUUCGAGAGCUCGAUGACCCUGUGACCUCCGCACGGUUGUUGCCCCGCUGGAGGGAGGCUGCUGAGCUGCCCCAGAAGCAUCAGCGCCUGGAGAAAUACAAAGAAGUGAUUGGCUCUCUGCCCCGGGUCAACCGCCGCACACUGGCCACCCUCAUUGGGCACCUCUAUCGGGUGCAGAAGUGUGCGGCUCUCAACCAGAUGUGCACGCGGAACCUGGCCCUGCUGUUUGCACCCAGCAUCUUCCAGACGGACGGGCGGGGGGAGCACGAGGUGCGGGUCCUGCAGGAACUCAUCGACGGCUACAUCUCUGUCUUUGAUAUCGACCCUGACCAGGUAGCUCAGAUUGACUUGGAGGUCAGCCUCAUCACCACGUGGAAGGAUGUGCAGCUGUCCCAGGCCGGGGACCUCAUCAUGGAGGUGUUUAUAGAGCAGCAGCUCCCGGACAACUGUGUCACCCUCAAGGUGUCCCCGACACUGACCGCCGAGGAGCUGACCAACCAGGUACUGGAGAUUCGGGGCACGGCAGCCGGGACAGACUUGUGGGUGACGUUUGAGAUUCGGGAGCACGGGGAGCUGGAGCGGCCCCUGCACCCCAAGGAGAGAGUCCUAGAGCAGGCCCUACAGUGGUGCCAGCUCCCAGAGCCCUGCUCGGCCUCCUUGCUGCUGAGAAAAGUCUCCCUGGCUCAGGCCGGCUGCCUCUUCACAGGUGAGCCCCCUUCCUCAGCCCUCAGCCCCCUGCCCAGGCCUCGCCCAGGGACCCCGCACCCAGCACCUAGCCCUGCCCAUCUGUGCCCAGGCAUCCGGCGGGAGAGCCCUCGGGUGGGGCUGCUGCGGUGUCGAGAGGAGCCGCCCCGCUUGCUGGGAAACCGCUUCCAGGAGAGGUUCUUUCUGCUGCGAGGCCGCUGCCUGCUGCUGCUCAAGGAGAAGAAGAGCUCUAAGCCAGAGCGGGAGUGGCCUCUGGAAGGUGCCAAGGUCUACCUGGGAAUUCGAAAGAAGUUCAAGCCUCCCACCCCGUGGGGCUUCACGCUGAUUCUGGAGAAGAUGCACCUCCAGCUGUCCUGCACGGACGAGGAUGAGAUGUGGGACUGGACCACGAGCAUCCUUAAAGCCCAGUACGAUGACCAGCAGCCAGUGGUCUUACGACGCCGUUCCUCCUCUGACCUUGCCCGUCAGAAGUUUGGCACCAUGCCUUUGCUGCCCAUCCGCGGGGACGACAGUGGGGCCACCCUCCUCUCUGCCAAUCAGACCCUGCCGAUGAAGUCAUCCCAGGGCUCUGUGGAGGAGCAAGAGGAGCUGGAGGAGCCUGUGUACGAGGAGCCAGUGUACGAGGAAGUGGGGGCCUUCCCCGAGCUGACCGAGGACCCCUUCGCCUCCUUCUCCACCAGGCGGGAACAGACAGCCAAGCCAGAGACCCCCCUGGCCAGCCAGCGGUCCUUUGAUCAACCCUUUCUGCCCAAGGCAGGCCCCCUGGGCUGGGAGGAGAGGCGGCCUGAGCCCCCCCCAGGCCCCCCUUCAAAGAGCAGCCCCCAGGCACAGGGGUCCCUGGAGGAGCAGCUGCUCCAGGAGCUCAGCAGCCUCAUCCUGAGGAAGGGAGAGGCCACCGUGGGCCUGGGUAACCCCUCCCAGCCCUCCAGCCCCCAGCCCCCGAGCCCCAGUGGCCUCGCCACACAGACGCCUGGCUUCUCCACCCCAGCUCCCUGCACUUCCAGUCCACCCCCCGGCCAGCCCCUCACAUGACUCCGACCAGCAGUCGGAGGGGUUAGGUAACCAAGGACCCGGGCUCUCCCCGUGGCAGACGCUGCUGGGAGUGUCCUCUGCCCUGGCUGGGAAGACUCUAGAACCCAGCAAGUUGCUGCGCAGGGAGCACAGGGCCAAGGGCCUUCGAGGCUGUGACCUGCUCAGAGAGGGGCAGGUGCUGGCGCCUCUCCAGGCCUCUACUGACAUAUCUGUACCCAGUAACUGAAAGAAGGGGAGCCGUAGUGUCGGACCGGCUAUUUCUCAGAGCCGUAAGGCCUACACGGCUCCCUUCGAGAAGAGCAACUCCUGCUUUAUAUAUUUGAUAUGUCGGGGUUCUAGGAGGGAUUUGGUGUUUGAAAAGAAUGGUUUUACUGCAUUAAUGAAAAGAAAAAAGAAAGAUUUGAAAGCCAGAGAUCUGAAUGAUCUCCAGGUUUCUCCUACCCCCGCUUCAACACUCAGGACUGCAGGGAAGCCCUAGAGUGGGAGGGUGGCUAGGGUGGAGAACUGGGGCGAAGAGGAGCCAGAGAAGAUGGGUCACUGUUAAUAAACCUUGGAACCAAA
Molecule: messenger RNA, 5482 nt
Organism: Sus scrofa (pig)
Lineage: Eukaryota; Metazoa; Chordata; Mammalia; Artiodactyla; Suidae
Source: RefSeq, a predicted model, not a curated record